AAACACCGACCGAAAGUUUCAAAAAUAAUAUUCAUUUCAAAAAAAAAAAACUUAUUUUAUUUUUUACUCAUUAAACACCAUUUAAAAUUAUAUAUUAUUGUUUUAUCACAACUUUUGAUAUUAAAUGGAAAAUAUAAAAAUUGCAUCUGUGGAGCACAUUCUUGUAAAAAAGUUUAAUGAAGGUAUGAAUGGGUGUGGUAAGCGCUGCUUAUCUUUAAUUACAGAAGUAGCUGGUGAAACUCAUUUAUCCAUAAAGACAGUUAAAAGCUGGAUUGCUAGGCACAAAGCAAAAAGCCGAAAAUCAGAUGUGGAUUUUAGUGUUAAACAAAAAAGAAAAAAAGUGUCUAUAAAUACUCAGGUGCUAAGGGGGUACGAUUUAUGGAAACAAAACCAGUUAUUGUCAUUGGAAGAUUCAGAUUUUGAUAACAGAAAUUUUUGUUUCAAAAAUCUUGGUCAUAACUGGUCGUUGUUAACAAACAAUGAAAAAGAAAGCUGGAACAAGAAAGCUUUAUUACAAAGAAACAAAUUACUUCCUCUCACUAAAGAAGAAAAAGAAAUUAAAUCUAAAAAGUUGUUAAAACAGUUGAAAAAAGUUGUGGAAGAGUUAGCAAAUAUGGGCAAUGAUGUUGUUGCGGUUACUUGUCUUGCUCAUGGUGGUGCUCCUGUUGUAACUGCAACCGAAAGAGGGUGCCAAUUUUUACUAAAUUCUGAAGAAUUAAACUUUCAGUUUAAAUUUGCUGAAUUUUUGAAAGCUCCAAUAGUCAAUACAAUACAUGUCAGGCAUACAAAAAAAGAAUAACUACUUAUAGAUUACGUUAGCAAAUUGGGUGAGAAACAAUUUUUGAACACAAAAAUAAUCAUUAUGAACUUUGUUUGAUUGUGUUUGGAAAUUUAAUACAAAACAAUUUCUUAAAAAAAAUUAUUACAAAUUUUGCUUGACGCAUUGCUUCGCAUGUCUAUGAAUAAUGGAAACUUGCAUCAACAACUUUUUUGCAUCAACAAAAUAGUUUUAAAAAGAAAAGAAAACCCAAAAGGACGAAUUAGAUCGAUAUCAAAAUAAAUUGUUUGGGCUAAAACAAUGUACGCGGUAAAUUUAUUAAAUAACUCAUUUUAAAGCCAAAUAUAAUAUUGUGUAAUAAUAAACAUUUUUCAUUGACGUUCAUUUAAGAGAAACAACGCAAAACUUUAAUUCAAUUUUAAAAUGUUGCCGAGGUAAAUAGUAAUUUUGUGAGUCCCUCAGAAUUUGUUUGCCGAGGCCUAAAAAUAUGAAUUUUUUAGAAGAAACGAUUAACUAAUAAAAAAGCAGUAUUGCAGGGAUCCCGGAACAUAUUAAUUUGCAGGGUGAUAAUUAAUAAAAUGAAAAUGUUGUUAUUAAUACAGAAAUAGAUUUAAACAAAAAAAAAAAAAUUAAUUUAUUGCUAUAAAACUGUGCAGGUCAUCACCGCUUGGCUCCCGCGGUGUUAUGCAUUCAUCCGACAUAAUAUAAAAUAAAUAAAGUAUGUUUUAUUAUAAUGGUAAACAUUUAUUCAAAU
Messenger RNA from Hydra vulgaris (swiftwater hydra), 1532 nucleotides. RefSeq lists its product as uncharacterized. The record is from RefSeq and is a predicted model, not a curated record. NCBI's taxonomy places the organism in Eukaryota, Metazoa, Cnidaria, Hydrozoa, Anthoathecata, Hydridae.